GUGUCGUUAAACACCAGGAAGUUGUAAACAAAGCUGACAGCUACUGAGUUAGCUGUUAAGUAUAUCUGCAUGGAUCUCGAAAUUGCUGAAUAAAAAGGCGAUAUUAGUUAUUUUUAAAUAAUAAAGCUAACCGGUUUCAAUGUAGCGGUCGUUUUGCGAUUAUUCCCUGGAUCUAUUCCUCUUAGGUACCGUUACCUGUCUUCCGUUUUAGUGCUGAGGGGAGAAAAAAACAAAACAACUAACGUUUUUGUACAAGGACGUUAGACCAGUCGCCGUUGCCGCAUCCACAGUAAACGUUAAUCGUCUACUAUUUACCCGAUCCACACUGGUUUAACACCACCGGCUUGAACAGCGAGAGGGGUUUUAUCUUUGUUAGCUAAACAACAAUGUCCACGUCCAACGCCAGCUUUAAGAACAAAUGCGUGGCCCAGGUGAACUGCAUCUUCUGUGACAGUCUGUUGUGCACCAGGGGGAUGAAGGCUGUGCUUCUUGCAGACACCGAAGUUGAGCUCUUUUCCACGGAUAUACCUCCAAACAGAACUGUUGACUUCGUGGCCAGCUGCUACUCGACUGAAAGCUGCAAAUGCAAACUGAGAGACAUUGCAUGUCUCAAAUGUGGCAAUGUUGUGGGUUAUCAUGUGGUUGCCCCCUGCAAACCCUGCUUGCUGUCAUGUAACAACGGCCAUUUCUGGAUGUUCAACAGCGACGCUGUGUCCACUCUCAACAGACUUGAUGCUACGGGUCUGAACCUGCUCCUUUGGGGAGAUCUUCCAGAGUUGGACGACAGUGAAAACGAAGAAUCGGAAAGCCCAUCAGAGGAAGAGUGCAUUAGGUAGAGUGCAACACGGACAAUGCAAGAGGAACCUAGUGGAACGACAUUCAUUAGUGGGGGAGGUGGAGCUGGAAGAGUGUACAGACUAUGCUGGGAGGAGACCAAAAAGAGAAGCAUUAAAGGGUAACUGAACACUGAAUCGCAUAAGGCUGAUGAGCUCUGCUGUAAUCCUCUGUGCGGGCCGUGACUGCAGCUUCUAAUCAUUCGUCAAACUGAUGCUGCAGCAGGUGUUUCGUCUUUGACGGGUAGCGGAGAACACCUGCUGCGACGUCAUUGGGGCGUGGCUGUGAAGCAGAGGCGCGCCAAAGUUUUUUUGUUGAGUUACCCUUUAAGCUGUGGCCAUGCCUUUCUCUUCUUCAAUUUACAAAGUUAAAGCACAGAUUGAAAAAAACAUAAAUACAUUCUUUAGGGUAUUGUGAAAUAUAUAGCCGAGGAGAUCGGAGAUUCUUGCCUCUUUGCGACACCUUGAGUUUACUUUGCGUUUAGUUAUGAGUAAAGCAGAAGACGCGAUACAAGAUGGCGUUUAAUUUAGUUCAGACUCUGUGAAAGGAUGGCCACAGCUCACCCAGUUGUAAUCUGUACAGAUAACAUGCUGUGAUUGAGAGCUGUGUCUUAAAGGCCCUAUAUGUGUUCUCGCUGUGUGGCUUGGUGCUGAAUGAAACCUCGAGUGCUUUUUGAAUCUCACAUAUUAGAGAAAUGGCACAAAUAUUAAAUGAUGUACACGUUC
Poecilia reticulata (guppy) is the source of this 1559-nucleotide messenger RNA. RefSeq names its product protein FAM72A. Gene Ontology annotation, cellular component: cytosol. NCBI's taxonomy places the organism in Eukaryota, Metazoa, Chordata, Actinopteri, Cyprinodontiformes, Poeciliidae. The record is from RefSeq and is a predicted model, not a curated record.